This is a messenger RNA of Zeugodacus cucurbitae (melon fly), 4091 nucleotides long. RefSeq names its product alkaline ceramidase (gene bwa). The transcript is spliced from 4 exons. The record is from RefSeq and is a predicted model, not a curated record. Gene Ontology annotation, biological process: ceramide metabolic process. The coding region runs from base 534 to 1334 and encodes 266 amino acids. Lineage: Eukaryota; Metazoa; Arthropoda; Insecta; Diptera; Tephritidae. Gene Ontology annotation, molecular function: hydrolase activity, acting on carbon-nitrogen (but not peptide) bonds, in linear amides. Gene Ontology annotation, cellular component: membrane.
UAAAUUAGUUGGCACUGUACAAAGUUGUUUAUUUUGCGUUUUUGUUUCGCGUCUUGUCCAAUAUUCUAAUAAGUAGCAGAAACACCUUUGCAGUGCUCAACGUUGGCAGUUGCUAAAUGAUAAUUAAUAAUAAUAAUACUUUUUUUCCUAGUUUACCUCGAAAGGGGUGAUGUGUAACUAAAACAAUAUUUUAUUCAAAAAGCCUAUUAAAUAUUAUAUAAUGUAAAACGGUGAUACAAAAAAAAAAAAACAAAUCUCAAUCGAUUCGAAUCCAUUUGUUUGCCAUCUGAUCAAACAAGAAUAUAUGCGUAUAUGCGGAACUGAAAUAGUUGUCCAUAACGUAAUAAAUGUUUUCAUUUGUUUCUUUUAAUGCAAUAAAUUGUAUAUCAAAACUGUUUAAUAAUAACAAAUUAAAUAAAUACGCGUAUCAAAGUGUAACGAAUCAAUUAAAUUCAAAAUUAUAUAAUUAAUAUAUUAUAUUUAAAUAAACCGCCAAAUUGGCUUCGCAAAGCUCUUUUCUUGAUAUUUACAUCAUGGCUUGGGAACAUGGCAGUUCCCCGGUGGAUUGGUGUGAAGGAAAUUAUCUCAUAUCUUCAAAUAUAGCGGAAUUUGUGAAUACGACAAGUAAUUUUCUGUUUCUGCUCCUGCCGCCAGUCUUAAUAUGUUUAUUUAAGGAGUAUGGACGAUUCGUAACACCUGGCAUACAUGUGCUCUGGGUUCUACUUAUAAUAGUGGGUUUAAGCUCAAUGUACUUCCAUGCAACGCUCAGUUUAAUUGGUCAAUUACUUGAUGAACUGGCUAUUUUAUGGGUUUUUAUGGCCGCAUAUUCCUUGUUCUUCCCAAAAAAGUAUUAUCCAAAAGUCUUCCGUAAUGACCGGAAAGCAUUCAGUGUGUUUAUGUUUCUUUCGGCGAUAUUCGCGACGGGCAUGUCAAUUUGGAAACCCAUAGUUAAUGCAUUUGUACUAAUGGCUAUGGGCGUGCCAACAAUGAUAAUGAUGUAUCGCGAGUUGCAAAGAGUGCGAGAUCAGCGUGUUUAUCGACUGGGCUUGCGUUGCACAGCCGUCUGGCUGAUGGCAGUUUUCUGUUGGAUCAACGACCGCAUGUUCUGCGACGCUUGGUCGGCUAUUAAUUUUCCAUAUCUACAUGGUUUUUGGCAUAUAUUCAUAUUCAUCGCUGCAUAUACGGUUUUAGUUUUGUACGCGUAUUUCUAUGUCGAAACCGAGUUGCCACAACGACAGCCGAUGCUAAAGUAUUGGCCUAAAAAUGAUUUCGAAUUCGGCAUACCAUUCAUAUGCAUACGAAAUCCGGGCAUGACCAUCAAGAGUGCCAUCUAAAAAGGAUAAAACGAUCGGUAUACUCACAGAGUAUACAUAUUUACAUAAUUAUUUGCACCGAAGAUGCGCUGAGUAGCUAUGUAGUAUUUAGAUGAAAAAGACAAACUAAUAAGUAUGUUCUAUAUCAAUUUUACAACUUGUUUUUAUUAGUGCAAAAUUAUUAUGCAUAAAUUAAACCAUGCAUACGUUUACUACUACAUACAUAUAUAACAAAAUAGCUUAUAAGUACAUAUUACCUGUUCUAGCUGGGAGAGUACGAAAUUAUAGAUUUAGAUGCAUUAGAGAAUGUACAUAAAUAUAAACUACAUAUGUGAUGCCAAAUUUAAUUGUAUUCGUCUAACAUUUGACAGUUGCUAAUGAAAGCAAUUAGUUUUUUCUAAAAAUAUCUCCCCUUUAACGAGAACCACUACAUUUUCCAUAUCAAUUUGCGGUGAAUGCGUGAGCUUGUGGUCAAACUGUGGAAAAGUGCCGACAUUAUAUCUAAUAAUUGGCGUAGUUUUAUAUCAUCAUGUUGUUUAAAAGAUAAUUAAGUUGUGGUUAUUGUCAAACUACCAUUUAUAUAUAAAUAUUAAGUCUUAAACAAAGAUCAUAUUGUAUUAUAUAUUGUUUGACUUUAGCAUCACUAUAAUUGUAAUCCGUAAUCCAUCUAAAUCUUUCAUUGUGAUAUUGUUUUCUUUUUUAAUUACUAUAAUAAUUAUUUAUUUAUAUAAAAACCUGAUGUAAAUAUGAAUGGUGAUCGCAGAGCUCUCUUAUUUAUAUUCUAAAAUAUGUGAUUGCAUCCAUUAAGUUCCUAAAGUUGAUAGUAACGACUAUAAAAUCUGAUAAUUUACUGUUUACUUUACCGUUACUGAAAAAUAAAGCAAAACACGCUUUGACGUAAUUUAUAAAAAGUUUUAAUAUGCUGCACGAGUACGUUUUACGAAGUCGCCCACUUGUCAUGGCAUUAUAGGAAUAAUGAAUUAUUGUCGAAGUUUUGUAGGUACUGGAAAAAGAGGCAGACUUAAAUCAAUGUUUACCCCUUUGAGCGCUUAUUUUUAGUUUUCUUUACAAUAUAUAAAUUAUCAAUAUUUUCGAUGAAACGCUUUCAAAUUCACUAACGUUUUAAUUAUUGUACUAAAAUGUUGAACAACUGAAUAUGAAAAUAUCUGCUAAAUGUAGAGGUCUUAAAAAUCAUAUUCAAAUAGAAAUAUAUUUCACAGUUGUCGCUUCAAUAUGCGGAAUAUCUUAUCAUCAUAUAAUACAUUUCCGGAAUUUCUCUGACAAUUUCCAAUCGAAAAGAGAAAAAUGAUAACAGUAAUGUCUACUCAUACAUUUUUGAUAAAAUUACUACAAAUAUCAGUUAUACCUCAAUUUUACUUCAGUUUUGUAUAGACUUGUAGUAAGUAGACACUUCUAGAGGUUGAAAUAAAGGUGUCAUGACCAUAUCCAGAAGCAGAGACGCAUGGCGCGCUGUUGUGGACUCGGCUAUAACCGCGUAUGUGAUGUCUACGCUAGUCAAGAAGAAGAUAAGACCAUAUAUAUAAAACAGUUGAUUGAAAUUUACGGACAAGAAAGUUUCCAAUUAGUGAAGCGUUGCCAUAACAACAAGACCAUAACCAUAACCAUAACUAUCAAUUGAAUUUUGAUUUUCCGUUGUAACCAUAAACAUUUAUAUGUUGAUUUUUUUAUUAUAAUUUAUUUUAAUUGAAAACAAAAACUACAAAUGCUGUUCAUAGCUAUGAAACCAAUAAUCGAUUAUAGUAAAUAUUGUUACGGUUAAGACAAUAGUUAUGGAUAUGGCGUUAUGUUAUAGCACCUCUAAUUUAGCUUAAAAUAAUUUAUAUGUGCCGAUAUUGUUAAAAUUACAAUUGAAGCUCAUUACAACCUUCGAUUUUUCAUUUAUUGUAGCAAAAGGAUUAUUAAAACAUUAUUUUCUUACUUAACUCUGCAAAUUCUUUUCAAUGAAAGUUAAUUAUUUUCGAAAUACGGGUUAAACCAGUCUAAAAUUUUUAAAAGAUUACACUCCAGGCACUCGAUACAUUAUUCGAUUAGUAGAAUAGUGAAAAAUUGUUUUUCCAAAACCGCUGUACAGUUGAAGAGCACCUCAUGUCAAAGUGUAAGACUCGAAAAACUUUAAACGCAUCGAAACAAAUCAUAUCCACAUGAAAUCUUAACUAUAAUAUUAUCUAGUAAAUUGAGAACAAUUUUCUGUCAUCAUUGCACUCUUUUACAACAAUUUUAAAAAACAUUUAACAUUUUUAAAGUCCUUCGAUUCGCUAUUUAACAACCAUUUUGGUAUAAAGCCAAAAUACAAAAUGAAGAGAAUUUUGUAGAAUAAAGUUCAGUUUUUACUUUGCUACAGAUUGGUCUAGUAGCCGUUUUAAAUAAAAUUUAAACCUAUUUAUUUUUUAUUUUGCCUAUACUUAAAAUUAUUAACUACCCGGCAAACAUCACAAAGAUUCAUUAGUAUUCCUAGUACAUUCCGAGAGUUUACCUGUCCUCAAAAUCAAAUACAUUAACUGAUUUUGAUUGUGACAAAUAUAAUCAAAAAAUUUCUGAUUAUAUAAUAUUUCUAUCCCGUUCUUUCCCAAUUUUUCUGAUCUCAAAAUUAUAAUAUCAUAUUGUUGUUGUAAAAAAUAGUUUGACCAUCAACGAAUAGUACUCUCUCUAUAAACCUUCUCACAUAUGUACCAUAUAUUUCUGUAAAUGACAAAGCUAAUUUGAUUUUUACAUUACAAAAACGUAUGUGUUGAUUAAAUAGUUUCUAAAAUAAAUAAA